Molecule: messenger RNA, 2966 nt
Organism: Bactrocera oleae (olive fruit fly)
Lineage: Eukaryota; Metazoa; Arthropoda; Insecta; Diptera; Tephritidae
Gene: sens
Product: senseless
Biological process (GO): regulation of transcription by RNA polymerase II
Cellular component (GO): nucleus
Molecular function (GO): DNA-binding transcription factor activity, RNA polymerase II-specific
Source: RefSeq, a predicted model, not a curated record
UGCCAAGCACCGUGCAACACGGACGUGUGUUCAAGUGGAUUUCAAACCAUAAAUAAAUGCCAAUACGACAAAAGUUGAACAAAGUGCAUGGAAAUUAAUUGAAAAAGUGUUUUCUCAAUAAAACCGUUAAGUCGCAAUUCGUGUAAACUCGCCGUUUGGCAAUAGAAGAGAAAUCAAAGACUGCUGCUUUGUAAAAGACACAAUUCGUGUGUGCACCAGCUAAAUACAUAGAAGUGAUUUUACAGAAAAAUACACAAAUUUAAUUUAAAUAAAUAACUGUUCUUGUUUGCUGAAAUAUUUUUGAUAAAACUGUGUUAAAUAAUUAACUCAGAAUUUCGACAUACCAUAAAACCUGUGCAAACAAUCGGUUGAAAAAUCAGUAUCGCAUCGAAAUAAAUUGAGGAAUUCGCACAAAAUAAUCAAAAAUAUAGAAAAAAUGAAUCACCUGUCUCCACCGCUAACGCCACAUUCACAAAAACCAGCACAAUCGCCUUCGCUGGCCGCCUUUGCCAAUUCCGCGCUGGAUGUGAAUCUCGGCUCGACGAAGAAUUGGAUACAAAAUGCAUCAGCAUUUAAUUCCGUUAUCGCGUCGGCGCAGAAAUUGAAUAAUCUCCCUUUUCCCUACAACUCCCUCUUCUACUCCAGCGUGUUAUGGCCACAAUUUCUACUCUCCUCCACUACAACAGCGCUCGGCACGCCCACCACACCAACAACGCCCCACUCACCCACAUCGUUUACAAACAAUCGCGAUUAUUCGCUCACACCCGAAAAGGAUCAGGAGAACGCACAGUUGCCGCCACAACAGGAUGUCAGCCACGGUGAGGAUAUGCCGCUAAAUCUGUCACUGAAACAAACAUCGUGCCUGAAGCGGCUGACACGCUUCCCAAACGCGGACCAACAACACGAAAGCAACGAAUCUGAUCUGAAUGCUUGCACUCCAGUAAGCGUUGACAUUGUAAGCACACCACCACCACUGCGUGCUGUCAAUCUCAAGGUUAACGCUGCAGCCAGCAAUGAGCAAACCGCGAUCAACAAAUUAGAGCCGCGUUCGCCCACAAAACGCCGCUCGCAUGGCUCGAUCAUCUGGUCGCCGGCGAGUAUGUGCGAGAAAACGGAAGCAAGCGAUGGCGCAGCAAGCAAUGCGGAAUAUAGCGGCGCAUAUGCCGUUGAUCCGAUUGUGCGUAAAUUCAAGUACGAACGUCGCGCCAGCUACCCGCGCCGCUCGAUCGGCGCUGCAAUCGCUGAUGUCUCGCUGCAAUCGCCACUCUCCUCCAAUACCGCAUUGGCCACACAAUUUAAUGCGGCCGCCGUGGCCGCUGCUGCCCGUGCGCAGGAACUUAAGGCGGCCAAUUUAGAGAUGGAAGUCGCACAACAACAAAUCUAUGCGCAUCGCAACGCCUUCAUGGCCGGCCUGGCGACGGGCAACAACUUCGAAAUGCUGCAAGCACACCUCAAGGAGCUGCAGAGUCGCGCUGAUGCCUUUGUGCAAAAUAACAAUAACAAUAACGAGAAUUCAAUGCUCAGUCGGAAUGCCAAUCGGCUGGGAAGAGGUGGUAGCUACGAUAGCCAUGACGAUGGCAUGGAACACAUGAAAACGGAAGAAGAUGCGGAUAUGACAGAGGAAGCGAUCCGUUACUCGCCAAAUAAUUCGGCUAUAAUGCAUGAGCAGCAGCAGCAGCAACAACAGUUGCAACAUUAUGUAGCACAACAACAACAUCAGCAUCCGGACUCGACCGCGAUCAUUAGCGCAGCAGAUGUUCAUCAGCGCUCCUACAGUUGCAGUAGUGAGGGCGAGAGCGAGAAGCGGGGGACACGCAACUUUCAGUGUAAGCAAUGUGGCAAAUCCUUUAAGCGUUCGUCGACAUUGUCCACGCAUUUGUUGAUUCACAGCGACACAAGACCUUAUCCAUGUCAAUAUUGCGGCAAGCGUUUCCAUCAAAAAUCCGACAUGAAGAAGCAUACAUACAUACAUACAGGUGAAAAGCCACAUAAAUGCACCGUUUGCCUAAAAGCUUUCAGCCAAAGCUCCAAUCUCAUCACACACAUGCGCAAACACACCGGCUAUAAACCCUUCGGUUGCGGCCUCUGCGAUCAAUCGUUCCAGCGCAAGGUCGAUCUGCGUCGCCAUCGCGAGAGUCGGCACGAGGAAACUUUGGCACCGGUGAAGAUGGAGGUGAGCAGCAGCAGUUGCUGAAGACACGCCUAUGGACCGAAAGUGGUCCAGCGCUAUAACAAGACUGGCAGUUUUAUCUUUAUGCCGCAGUGGUAUCCCUUAUGGAUCGGUUAGUUAUGUGUGUAAACUCGAAUUUAAAAUAGCACUAAUCGUAGUUAUACUUCAAACAUACAUAUGCACUAAUACACACACACACAUAUAUAUAAAGGGUAUGCAAAUCGUAUUCAUAUACUCGUUUGUAUUAGUAUGCAGUUUUGCAGUUAUUUGCGUGACAUUUAUGAGAAUCUAAAAACAAUUAGAUUUAGUGCGCACGCCAAGUAUUGUGUGGUACCAGUUGGUCUGUUAAAAUACUAAGUCGUUUAAGCCAAAGUUUUGUACACACUAAUUUAUUGAUUAAGUCGUUAAAUAAAAUAAGUUUUAUAUAAGUUUUACUUGUACUAAAACUUUACUGAGCCAGUGAAUGUGUGUCGGUGUGUUGCCUUAGCCUUUGAUAUUCUAAAUAUUUAAGUGUUGCGCAUAAGAAAAAAAGUACAUUAUUACAAAUAAUUAGAAGAAAAAAAAAAUUUAAUAGUUAGUGUUAAGGAAACUGAUUUGUAUUCGUUUGAUUGUUAAAUUGACUAUUUUGCUCACUUAUUGUUGCUCAAAUAAUUGAAAAUUUACAUAUAACAAACUCUAGUAAUAACUGUAAAUACAAUUUUGUAGAAUUUUGGACAUUUUUACAACAUUUGGCCUUAUAUAUUUAGAAAAAAAUUAUAUAAUGUUAAUGUUAAAACAAAAUUUUGUUAAUUACAAC